CCCGACGACAACUUGUGGCUCUGGAGGGAGGCUUCGGCUUUGGCGUCUCAUGCGGUUGCAAUGUGAAUGGAGAAUAUUGGGUGUUCGUGUGGGUGUAUCUACCGUGUUCGGGCUGCUCGACGAGUGAUGUGGCGCUGUGGCUGCAGCAGCGGCUGAAUAUAAGUAGCAGUAACUCUCAGAGUUCCAUCAAAGCGGUUCGAUUCGCGCAACAGCAAACAUACACCCAGAAAUAUAAUAGCAAAUAUUCAUAAUAUUCAACAAAGUAUUUAAGAUAUUGCAUCUAUUAUAUUUAUUGGGCUUACCCUGAUAUAUUUUCAGAGCUACAUAAAAAAUCAGAAUUCUCAAAAUAUUUGGUGUGAUUUUUCCUGCCACAAAUAUACAUAAAAAACAUAUACUAGAACAAUUACAACCAGAUAAAUCGAUCAAGUGCAUGGCAACGCUCAACAAAAUCUACCAGACAUAUUUCGCAGAACUUAAAUCACUCUCAAACCACGGUGGAAAACCAGACAUAUACCCAGACAGAGGCAGAAGAAAAUACAAUCCGUUACAAACUCACAAGGGUACAAGAAUCUUUCAUGCUCAAGGCUGACAAUGAGCACAGGAAUCAUUCAAGAUCAGCUCAAGAUUAAACACGACUACAAUUUUAUAUAGAGAAUAUAGAAGAAAGGUUAUGGAUUGGUUACUCGCAACGCCGCAGUUGCACAGCGCCUUCGCUUCGCUGGGGUCCCUGGAGGGCGACACCUACGUGGUCAGCCCGAAUGCAUUAUCCAUUCUAGAGGAGAUCAACUACAAGCUCACGUAUGAGGAUCAAACGCUGCGCACCUUCCGGCGCGCCAUUUGCUUUGGCCAGAAUGUGCGAUCCGAUUUGAUUCCAUUGCUGGAGAACGCCAAGGAUGAUGCGGUGCUGGAGUCUGUCAUCCGCAUACUGGUCAACCUCACAGUGCCAGUGGAGUGUCUGUUCUCCGUCGAUGUGAUGUAUCGCACGGAUGUGGGUCGUCACACCAUCUUCGAGCUGAACAAGUUGUUGUACACUAGCAAGGAGGCAUUUACCGAAGCCAAGAGCACCAAGAGCGUUGUGGAGUACAUGAAGCACAUUCUCGAGUCCGAUGCCAAGCUGUCGCCGCAAAAGUGCGACCAGAUCAACAACUGUCUGCUGCUGCUGCGCAACAUCCUCCACAUACCGGAGACGCACGGCAUCUGUGUAAUGCCAAUGAUGCAGUCGAACAAUCCGCACGGCAUCACCAUGCAGAACACCAUUCUCUGGAAUCUCUUCAUCCAAAGCAUUGACAAGCUGCUCAUCUACCUGAUGACCUGCCCGCAGCGCUCCUUCUGGGGCGUCACCAUGGUGCAACUGAUCGCUUUGAUCUACAAGGACCAGCACGUGAGUACUCUCCAGAAGCUGCUCAAUCUCUGGUUCGAGGCUUCGCUGUCGGAGAGCUCCGAGGACAAUGAGAGCAACACCACGCCCCCGAAACAGGGCAGCGGCGAGUCCAGUCCCAUGCUGACCUCGGAUCCCACUGGAUCGGAUUCAUCGGACAAUGGCAGCCAGGGACGGAGCAUGAGCAUCAGCAUGAGCCUCAGCAUGAGCAUCAGCAUGAGCAGUCUCUGUGGCAAGAAGGAGACACCAGAGGAGCGGCAGCAAGCCUUAAGGGAUGGCACUGAAGCCACACUUCAGGAGGUGAGCCGCAAGGGUCAGGAGUAUCAAGAUGCCAUCGAAGCCAAAGAGCGCAUGGGAUCUCCCAUGGAUGAUGUGGAGGACUAUGAGGAAUCAGACUUCAUACACAGGCAGCUCCAGCGAGCCAGGCAGACAGAGGAGGAGGAGGACGAGGAGUGUGACAACGAGGUAGCUGCCGUGGCCUCGGAACCCUUAAAUCUUAUAACACAACCAGCUGACAAUGUCAACGACACUACCAGAACCACAACGUCCGUAUCGACCAGUAUCAUGCCGUUCCGAGCACCGCUGCCCGUGGGCAGUCGGCCAUCCUACUCACAUGCCCCACCGCAGCACCAGAGCUAUGCUGCCUAUGUGGCAGCCAUCAAGCUAAGCCAAAAGUCCCCACAUGCCGGCAAGCUACAACUGACGAAGGGCAAAUGCUGUCCCCAGAAGCGAGAGUGCCCUUCCUCGCAGUCGGAGCUUUCAGACUGUGGCUAUGCCACGCAGGUGGAGAACCAGGAAUCCGUGUCAACCUCCAGCAAUGAUGAUGACAUGCCGCAGGGAAAGCCACUCCACCAGAAGCCGCCAUGCAACACGAAGCCGAGGAAUAAACAGCGUCUCAUCCUCAGUCCCCUGGACAAAAAGGAGCUACGACGCAAGAAGCUGGUGAAGCGCAGCAAAAGUAAUCUCAUCAACAUGAAAGGACUCGUGCAGCAUACACCCACUGAAGAUGAUAUUGCCAAUCUGCUGAAAGAGUUCACUGUGGACUUUCUGCUCAAGGGCUACAAUUAUUUAGUGGAGGAGCUGCAUGCUCAACUGCUGGCCAAUACGCUACCCAUUGAUACGUCGCACUUUUUCUGGCUGGUCACGUACUUCCUGAAGUUUUCUGCCCAACUGGAGCUGGACAUGGAGCACAUUGACACCAUACUCACCUACGAUGUGCUUAGCUACCUCACCUACGAGGGUGUCAUGCAGUGCGAGCAAUUGGAGCAGAGUGCGCGGCAGCGAGACAGUGACUUGAAGCCCCAUCUGCGACGCAUGCACCUGCUGGUGACAGCCAUCAGGGAGUUUCUGCAGGCCAUCGAGACCUACAAUAAGGUUACGCACCUUUCGGACGAUGAUCGCGAUCAUCUGCGACAGCUGAAAAUCCAAAUUGCUGACACGUCCGACCUGCAUUGUCUGUUUGUGCUGCUGCUGCGACGCUUCAAUCCCACCAUCCAUUCGAAGCAGUAUCUGCAGGAUCUGAUCGUGACCAAUCACAUACUUCUCCUUGUACUGGACGAGAGACCAAUGCUUGAUGGCAAAAAGACCGAAAAUCUAAUGCAGCACAUUGCACAAUUUGCCACUCUGGAGGUUAUGCAUUACUAUGGCAUUCUUUUGGAGGACUUUACCAACAAUGGGGAGUUUGUCAACGAUUGCAUCUUUACCAUGAUGCAUCACGUGUGUGGAGACUUAGGACAGAUUGGUGUCUUAUUUCAACCGAUAAUUUUGAAGACAUAUUCACGCAUUUGGGAGACUGAAUUCGGUCUGUGUGAUGACUGGUCUGAUCUUAUCGAAUACGUCAUACACAAAUUUAUGAAUACUCCACCCAAAACACCCAUGACUAUACCCACAACAUCGCUGACAGAAAUGACCAAAGAGCAUAAUCUGGAGCAUACUAUAUGCUCUUGGAAUGCCGAUGAGAUGGAUACCCUGUAUUGGUAUUAUGUACAGAGCAAGAGCACCAAUGAUUUGGUUGGCAAAAUUGUCAGACUCUUUAACAAUAAUGGCAAUAAAGUCAAAUCUCGCAUUUCAAUCAUUCAGCAGCUGCUGCAACAGGAUAUCAUAACCCUACUGGAGUACGAUGACCUGAUGAGGUACGAGGAUGCUGAAUAUCAGAGAACUUUGUUGACCACACCCACAUCGGUGACCACCGAAUCGGGAAUAGAGAUGAAGGAUGGCGGUUUUGGCAGGCCAUCUGAUGAUAUACAGAUUCUUCUGGAUCUAAUCAUUAAAGAUAAGAAGAGCCAGCACUUGGAAUGGGUGCAAAAGGUGCUCUUAGAAUGCUGCUACAUCAAAUUGAAUCUCAAGUCAGGCAGAAAGAUGGCACACAUUAUGGAACCCGUGGCCUAUCACUACAUCAUAAAGCAAAAGUCCAUCCCUGUGGUGCAGUGGAACAACGAGCAGUCGGCCACGCUGCUGUAUCAGCCAUUUGUGUUGCUGCUGCAUAAGCUGGGCAUCCAGCUGCCUGUGGAUGCGGGCUCAAUCUUUGCCAGGAUACCAGACUACUGGUCCCCCGAGAAGAUGUACGGGCUGGCCAUGAAGCUGGGAACCGUAGAUAAACACCGUGUUAUCAAAUACAUUUUGUUCAUGCUCCAAAAUUUUGAUCAUGGGAAUCCGCCUGAGACCACCCUUCCCCCAAAGUCCGUCCCCACCUGCCCACCUACCUGCCUCACUCUCUCAUUGUGUCUCUGUGGUUUGUGUGUGUAUCUCGAUAUGCUCUGUGCCUCUCUCCUUUCUCUCCAUCUCGAUCUUAUAGACGCCCUCAAGUUCGACGCCACCGAAAUGGAAGAAGCCGCCGCGGCCAGUGCUGCCUCGAUGCAUCGAUGCCAUCAUAACACGGGACCCCGCAAUUCGCUGAGCUCACAGAGCAGCCUGGAGGUGGAUCUGGGUGAUGCAGAGGGUGAAUUAUCCCUCAUUCCCGAAGUGGAUACGGCCGUGGAGAAGGCCCAUGCCAUGGACUCCAGCUCCAGCUCGAACAAUGAGUUUUUUGCAGUGCCCAGAGUUAAGACAGCCAAUUCAAUGAUUAGAUAUACACCCGAUCCCACGCCUCCUGUUCCCAAUUGGCUGCAGUUGGUCAUGCGCAGCAAACGGAAUCCACGCUCCGGUCCCCUUGGAGAGAUCAGUGAUUGUAUUUCAAGCACAGCAACCAUAACUGGCGAUGACGAAAGCAUGGGCAGCAGGACCGUGUGUCCCACCAUGUAUCAGACAGGACAGAUGAUGGCAAUGACACCCAUGCCACCCAUGAAUAUUCCCAUAAAUCCCAUCAAUCCCAGGAGCACCAUGCCCCGUUUGCACAGCAUCAUGGGACCGCAUAACGAGAACAGCAGCAGCUCUGGCUGCGGCGGCACCGUUUACUCCCAGUCGAUGGGUGUACUAAUGACCACCUCCGCGGUGGGUGGGGCUAUAAUGCGCGGCGAUGUGGAGGAGGAUGCGGCAAUAAAGUCAUCGUUCGAGAAACUGGAGGUCACGGGCACACACUUUGCACGGGCCAGCCAUUUGGAGGAAGAAUACAGCGCAAUGGUGGCGGCUGUCUACAAGAACGAGAUCAUCAACGACAAUGUUUCAGUGGCUUCCGAUCUGACGCGAAUGUAUGUGAGCGAUGAGGAUGUGCCCCGCUAUCACGCUAUCAUUGAAAAUCAGGAGAGCGAAAGGAGAUAAAGGAAGGCAAAAGGAGAGAGAGUAGAAAGAGAAUUGAGUGUGAGGCCCACAAAGCUGGAAUGAAAUGUACCUUAAUAUCGAGCCAAUCUUAAACCCAAAAAACCAAUCUACACAUAUACUCGUACUCGUAUACAGAAAGAUAUUUACAGAAAGACAACACAAAACACUUAUGGGAACAGAAAUACCUGAACAAUCAGAUAUGUAGAGAAAAUCUAUGCAAAUAAUAAUAUACCUGAUCAAUCAGGAAUGACACAAAGUGCAUUAUAAAAAUGACAAAGAAAAGUCUAAAAAUAGAAAUGAUGGUGGUGAGGCCCCAAAGAUUAUUUUUUAGUAUAAAUUAUAUUUAAUUUAAAUUUUAAGAUUAGUUCUUAGUUCCGUAUUGUAUUCCGUAAGCGUAAACCUACAUAUACCUAUACCAUACCUAUAUAAAUGGGCAGUUCCUGGUUGAAUAGUGCAAAUAUACACACAGAUAAAUCUAUUUACAACAAAAAUCCCAAAGUAAGCUUGUAGAAGUGCACCCCAUACAUACAUAUAAAUAUAUUGUAACCAACAUGAAAAACCUAACCAUGUGUGUACGUAGAUGUAUAACCAUAAGUUAUGCUUAGAGAUGUUGUUCUACUAAUAAAGCUUUUUAUGUAGUAAAA
Messenger RNA from Drosophila obscura, 5718 nucleotides. It is a transcript of the gene tim, whose product is annotated as protein timeless. Gene Ontology annotation, molecular function: DNA binding. The transcript is spliced from 15 exons. Gene Ontology annotation, cellular component: replication fork protection complex. Lineage: Eukaryota; Metazoa; Arthropoda; Insecta; Diptera; Drosophilidae. Gene Ontology annotation, biological process: replication fork arrest; DNA replication checkpoint signaling; DNA repair. The record is from RefSeq and is a predicted model, not a curated record. Bases 671 to 5074 code for a protein of 1467 amino acids.